AUGCCACCAAAGAAGUCUCGCUCCAUAUCUCCUGCAACCGAGCGUCGUGAACGCUUGACCUUGGCCAAACUGGCCAGUUAUGACGAUGUCGCAACCGAUGCGCUAGUCGAUCAUGCCUAUUUCUGGACCACUACACGCAAGAAUCGCACCAAGUACAGCCCAGCCCGCGGAAUCCACGAUGACGACGUAGGGCGCGUCCUCCUUCAUGACGUGGUCGUUGGCAAAGACGUACCGCAAGCUGAGCGCAAGCUGCUGGAAUUGCCUGGACUUAGGAAAUACUUGAACAAUUUACCAAGCCCUCGUGAAAAGGAGUGGUUUCGCCGCCACCUCCGCAAAUAUGUCCAGAUGUACCACCCGGACUGUCCGUUCGAGGUCACCACGACCAAUCGAUACAUUAUCACACAGCACGAAGCUGCUAUAUGUGCCCGGAAGUUCAUCAAGUCUGGCCAGGAAAUUAAGUUCCUCAGUGGAACUUUGGUCUCCAUGACCAAGGAAGAAGAGCUCGAUUUGGGCUUGACUCGACAGGAUUUCAGUGUGGUGAUGUCCAGUCGUCGGAAAACCCCUUCGUUCUUCCUUGGACCCGCUCGUUUCGCCAACCAUGACUGUGAUGCCAACGGUCGCUUGGUCACUCGAGGAAAUGAGGGGAUGUCAGUCAUGGCCACACGAAACAUCUACGAGGGAGAAGAGAUCACUGUCUCAUACGGAGAGGACUAUUUCGGUAUUGAUAAUUGUGAAUGUUUAUGCUUAACCUGUGAGCGAGCCACCCGCAACGGGUGGGCACCACAAUCACAUUCGGAUUCCGAGACGAAUAGCAAGGAGUCUACACCAGUCUCCAUGGAUGAGGAAAUCCCUGUCGAAAUUCCCAGCAAGAAACGGCGCCGCGAUUCGGACUUGGAUGCGGAAGAUCCGCCUUCCCUAUGUUCUACCCCGCGCAAGCGAGCCAAGUUCCAGCGUCAAACGUCUAAAUUGCGAGAAGAAAUCUCCCUUACUGAGCUCACCGCGACCCCGGAUUCCGACCUUCCUCCUACUCCUGACCCUGAGUUAGACUCUACUGUAGUUGCUACGCAUACUGCGCGCGACCGACACUCCAAACUCAGACGGGAGUUGAUCGUUUCUGAGAUCGUCGUCGACGCUGUUUCUGUUUCACUCCCAUCUGAUUUAGGUCCUGAUAAAUCAGGUAUCUCGGCAAUUAACAAUGACCCCGCUGCUCCGAUUGAGUCGAUUGAGACCACCAAUGUCCGCGCGGCAAUCUCCAUUGGCUAUGAAUCUGCCGGCUCUGCUACCGAUGAAUCUCAACGAUCAUCGACCUCCAGCGUUCCUACUUCAGUCAUCGAAACAGGUGUCAAUACCCGAUCCGGCGAAGCUUUACAGACAGUCGAAGUGGACGAGACGGUUGCAAUAGUCAUCGAUAAGCCCAAAACUCGUCGUACCCGUCGUAAAUGGCAAGUUGUCGUUUCUGACGAGGAUGAGACACCUAUCGCUCGAGUUCCAGGAGAUUACACGAAGACUUCACGACUUUUAGCACUGAAAUACGACCGUUGGGUCGAAUGUCAAACAUGCGAUUCGUGGUUCGUGCAGUCAAAUUCAUACCAGACACGUCGCGAGUGUCCCCGCUGCGAGCGACAUUCUAAGCUGUACGGUUACCAGUGGCCACAAACAGACGACCGCAAUGAUGGCGAGGAGCGCGUCAUGGACCACCGGACCAUUCAUCGCUUUAUCUCCCCCGAAUCCGAGGCCCGUGUAUCUCGCCGGGACCGAGGCAUUAGCUUUGGCAUCACCUUUACCCCGGAACUAUCAGAUACACGAACAGAUACAGAAGCGAGUGAUACUGCUGAGGCCCGUCGUAGCACUCGUGCGAGUCGCCGUCUCACCAGAGAACUGCGAAUGACGAUGUGA
Penicillium malachiteum is the source of this 1896-nucleotide messenger RNA. RefSeq names its product SET domain-containing protein. NCBI's taxonomy places the organism in Eukaryota, Fungi, Ascomycota, Eurotiomycetes, Eurotiales, Aspergillaceae. Gene Ontology annotation, cellular component: nucleus. The transcript is spliced from 2 exons. The coding region runs from base 1 to 1896 and encodes 631 amino acids. Gene Ontology annotation, molecular function: histone H4K20 methyltransferase activity; protein binding. The record is from RefSeq and is a predicted model, not a curated record.